This is a messenger RNA of Nematolebias whitei (Rio pearlfish), 1773 nucleotides long. It is a transcript of the gene narf, whose product is annotated as nuclear prelamin A recognition factor. NCBI's taxonomy places the organism in Eukaryota, Metazoa, Chordata, Actinopteri, Cyprinodontiformes, Rivulidae. Bases 261 to 1646 code for a protein of 461 amino acids. Gene Ontology annotation, molecular function: lamin binding. The transcript has 12 exons. Gene Ontology annotation, cellular component: lamin filament. The record is from RefSeq and is a predicted model, not a curated record.
UGCUGCUGCCUGGUUGUCGAGAAUGGCGGGGUUAGAAGAAGCCUUGUUGGUCAGCAGGUUUCGUAAUUCAAAAUAACCACGAAAACAGAAGACAAGCGGCGGUGACUCCGUCUACAGAAAGACCUGAAGGCAAAAACUUUGAGGAGAACGGCAGAGUUCACCUGCGGAGCGGUGUUAGCGCUUCCGUUUUCUUCGUUAGCUGUCCUCUGCUGUUUGACAUGUCUUUGUCCUGAAGCAACAAACCGUCCGCUUCAAGGAAAAUGUCGGAGGUCAAGAUCGCAAAGCGCAAGGACAAGUGUGAGAACUGCACCAAGCAGUGCAACAAGAAGCAGACCGAGGAUGGUGCCGUACCGAACGCAGACCGCGAGGAAGUCAACGGGCAGUUGGACGAAGGGUCCCAGUUGCUGCUGAGCGCGUGUCUCUCCUGUGACGGCUGUCUCUCUGAAGAGGACAACCUGAAGAUCUCUCAGCAGAAUCUGGAGGAAGUGGAGCGCGUUUUGGCCCUGAAUAAGAGGUGCGACGCGUCGAAGCACAAGGUGCUCGUGGCGUCGUUAUGUCCGCAGUCGCUGCCUUUCUUUGCCGUCAAGUUUGGUGUGGGCAUCAACGAAGCUGCACAGAAACUCUGCAGCUUCCUCAAGCACGUGGGAGUAACGUUUGUGUUCGACACCACGCUGGCAGCAGGCUUCAGCAUCUUAGAGACGCAGAAAGAGUUUACUCAGAGAUACCGCAGGAGACAUCACGACUCCCAUGCCUUGCCCAUGUUUACGUCGUCGUGCCCAGGUUGGAUUCGCUAUUCAGAACGUGUGCUGGGCAGUUUGGUCACCCCUCAUAUCUGCACAGCCAGGUCUCCUCAGCAGAUCAUGGGCUGUUGGGUCAAAGAUUACUUCUCUAAACAGCAGAAGCUGAGUCCAGAGCAGCUGUAUCACGUGGUGGUGGCGCCCUGCUUCGAUAAGAAGCUGGAAGCCGUGAGAGAAGAGUUUUACAACAGUCUGAUGGAGACCAGAGACGUGGACUGUGUCCUCACCUCACGAGAGAUUUAUCACCUGAUGGAGCGAAGGAAGAUGUCGGCGGAGGAGCUGGACUCUGUUGCACUGGACCAAAUGAUGGGAGACGGUGGCGACGCGGCGCUGGUGAGGCACGACGGUCGAGGCUCUGAAGGCUUCCUGGAGCACGUGUUCAAACACGCCGCUAAAGAGCUGUUUGGUCUGGACGUGCAAGAAAUCACCUACAGAACCCUCAGGAACCGGGACUUCCAGGAAGUGACGCUGGAGCGGGACGGGGAAACUCUGCUGCAGUUUGCUGCCGUGUACGGUUUCCGAAACAUCCAGACUCUGGUGCAUCGAAUGAGGAAGGGGCGUGUCCCUUACCAGCUGGUGGAGGUCCUGUCCUGCCCCGGAGGGUGCCUGAGCGGCCGAGGUCAGGCGGAGAGCGAGGUGGAGGGUCGGGUGGAUAAAGCUCUGGUCCAGCAGAUGGAGGAGGUCUACAGCAGCCUGCCUGUCCGACUGCCAGAACUGAACCCCGCCCUGAAGACCCUGUAUGAGGACUGGCUGCAGGGCCAGAACUCCACUGAGGCCAGCAAGCUGCUGCACACGGAGUACAGAACCCCGAGUCAGGUCCACACGCAGCCCCCGCACAUGGAGUGGUGAGAGGGCUCAGAGACAAACAGCCGGGCGGUCCAGGUUCUGCUGCGACCCGCUCAAGACUUUAUCUGGACCAGAGGACAAGCUGUGGACCACGGGGAGCGGCUUAUUCUGUUUAUUCAGUUUUUUUAAU